AUGAUAGGCCGAGCUCUAAAAAUUUAUAUAUUAGUUAGGGUGGCAUUUGUAACAUUAUUAGAGCGAAAGAUUUUAGGAUACACUCAGGAUCGUAAGGGACCCAAUAAGGUAGGAGUUAGGGGGGUGUUUCAGCCUUUCAAAGAUGCUAUUAAAUUGUUUAGAAAAAAUUCAUCUAAUUCUUUAUAUUUAUUAAUGGGGGCUGUGCGUUCGGUUUCACAGAUUUUAUCUUAUGAGGUUAGAUUAAUUAUAAUUUUUUUAGUGUUGAUAAUUUUAAGAGAAAGAUAUUUUUUAUUGAUUUUGUAA
This is a messenger RNA of Trachymyrmex cornetzi, 303 nucleotides long. Its product is annotated as NADH-ubiquinone oxidoreductase chain 1-like. Gene Ontology annotation, molecular function: NADH dehydrogenase activity. Gene Ontology annotation, biological process: aerobic respiration. Gene Ontology annotation, cellular component: membrane; respiratory chain complex I. The record is from RefSeq and is a predicted model, not a curated record. NCBI's taxonomy places the organism in Eukaryota, Metazoa, Arthropoda, Insecta, Hymenoptera, Formicidae.